UGUCUACAAAAUGGUUUAUUUACUUUUGAGUUCUGACUUUUUCAAAAAUUUCUGCAAAUAAAACAAAAUCAUAGAAAAACGUCACGGAAUUACAUACGCAGGUAGAGUUAGCUGGCCAGGCCGUUAAGUGGAAUAUCAUUUUCAAAUUUUUUCUAUAUAUAAAAAGGAAAUUUCGUCGCAUAAAGUUUUGCUUGUGUUGUGUAUUUCUCUUCUUUCCAUAACAGUAUGACAGAAAUUGAGUACGAUCUUUUUCCUUUAACACAUUGUUACCCAUACUUUAGCGGACAUAUGUUAAUCAACUUUGUUCCAUUUGUUUUAGUUUAUGAUGUAUGGUUUUUAUCAAUGUCUCGAUUCAUUUUUGUAUGUGUGGACAUUUUUACCGAUUAGAAUAUUUCUUGCUAUAUUACAUGCAUUCUUUUCAUUUCGAUUUACUUCAAAACGUAAAAUAUUGUUUAUGUGUUUAUUUUUCGUUGUUAGUGCACGUUUGUUUGAACCAGCUCAAAUAAUCGAUUUAGUUAAAGGUUUUAUUAUAAUUGGAUGUACCAUUCCAUUAUGUUUUAUGGACAUUUCUGUUGUUUAUCAUGUUGUUCGUGCACAAGCUGCUAUUAAAUUGUAUAUGUUUUUUAAUAUGUUAGAGAUUUGUGAUCGCUUAUUGGCAUCUUUUGGACAAGAUACGUUGGAUGCUGUGUACUGGACAGCAACGGAACCACGUCGAAAACAUAGUGCUGAAAAGUUAUUUUUAUGGGUUAUGGUGGCUAUUGUUUAUUGUUUUAUACACGCGUUUCUCGUUUUGUUGCAAGCAAUUACAUUAAAUGUUGCGUUUAAUUCACAAAAUAAAAUGCUUUUAAUUAUCAUGUUGAGCAAUAACUUUAUCGAAUUAAAACACAGUGUAUUUAAAAAGUUUGACAGAAAUAAUUUAUUUCAAUUAUCUUGUAGCGAUUGUCGAGAACGUUUUCAUUAUUGUAUAUUAUUAUUUAUUGUUUGUGUUAGAAAUCUUGAUCAAUUUGAUUGGGAUUGGAGUAAAUACAAACACGAAGAACUUAUGGCUUUUAAAUUUUACGUUAUUCGGUAAGAAAGAAAAAUAAAGUACCAUUGACUGUCGAUCUAAUUUUCACCUAAAAUCAAUCUUAUGUCUGAAUAAUUAUAAAAUAAACUGAUGAUAUUUAGACUUGGUUUGUUUAGAUGACAGAGCUUUUCAACCGCAAUUUUUCUAAACCACACAUGAGUUAGAUCCUCUUUUACUUAGGAGAAAAGGUUCGAAACAGCCAUACAGUG
Messenger RNA from Didymodactylos carnosus, 1275 nucleotides. NCBI's taxonomy places the organism in Eukaryota, Metazoa, Rotifera, Eurotatoria, Philodinida, Philodinidae. The record is from the annotation of a GenBank genome assembly.